Schistosoma spindalis is the source of this 534-nucleotide messenger RNA. The record is from the annotation of a GenBank genome assembly. Lineage: Eukaryota; Metazoa; Platyhelminthes; Trematoda; Strigeidida; Schistosomatidae.
AUGAGUACAAGAUUCAGUUCACCAGUUUUUAUGGACACAUGUAAUCAUUAUAGUCGUAAAGAUCGAAAAUAUCGAAAGAAUAUCUUUGAAGUAAGAGUUGAUGAACCAAUUGAUGUAGAAAUGAAAAAUCAUCCAGUUUACAACAUUGAUCCUGGUGGAUGUAGUAGUACAGUCGAUGAGAGCGUAACGAAUGAUUCAUACAAUAAACCAUGGGAAUCUAGCAAUACAAAUACAGGGCAUUAUCCAUAUCAUUGUGACACGGAUCUGGAAGUAUGCAGUCAAUCAAACUAUAUUGAUGUAUAUAAUAAUAAUAAUUGUGAUUACAAAAAACUGCCACAUAAUACGUCAACGGAAUUUAAACACUUUCUUGCUCCUCCACCUCAGGAAUGUACACAAAGAAGAACAUCACUUCAUGGUAAAACAAUAACAAUACGUAUAAGUCGUAAUGAAACCAGAUAUCGCAAGUUGCAAGCUAAAAUUUAUAAUUUUCUUGAAAGACCGAAAACAUGGCCCUCUGUAAUAUAUCAUGUGUUU